AUGGGCAAACCAAAAGAUGUAGUCGUUAUUGUUGGGACCACAGGGGUUGGCAAGUCUCAAUUCUCAAUUGAGCUUGCAAAGAGGUUUAACGGUGAGGUUAUCAAUGCAGACUCGAUGCAAAUGUAUAAAGGUGCCCCAAUCAUCACCAAUAAACAUCCUUUGGAGGAGAGGGAAGGCGUUGUGCACCAUGUGAUGAACCAUGUUGGAUGGGACGAGGAAUAUUUCAUACACAGGUUUUCUCAAGAAGCUGGUGAGGCCAUUGAUGAUAUUCAUAGUAGAGGCAAACUACCCAUCGUUGUCGGUGGCACGCAUUAUUACUUGAAGGCACUUCUAUUCAACAACAAGACAAUACCUCGCGAUACAACAGAGGCUGAAAACGUCUCUUCAAAAUUGACAAAGGAACAGCUAGACAUUCUCGAUGGACCACCAGAGGGUGUACUGCAACAAUUACAGAGAUAUGACCCACUAGUAGCCCAGAAGUUUCAUCCUAAUGAUACACGUCGCAUUAGAAGGGCUCUCGAGAUUUACUUCUCAACAAAGAAGAGUGCAUCUGAACACUAUAGCGAACAGAAGCAGUCUGCACAUUCUGAAUCGUCCUUGGACUAUAACAUCUUACCCUUUUGGCUCUUCUCUGAAAAGACAAUACUUGAUAAGAGAUUGGACGACCGUGUCGAUAAGAUGCUGAGAGACGGAGGAAUGCAGGAGAUUAGAGAGCUCUACGAAUACUACUCAACACACGAACCAAAACCUGAUUUAGAGAGAGGUGUAUGGCAAGUCAUUGGCUUCAAGGAGUUCCUACCUUGGUUAGAAAAUGGCCAAACAGACGAUAAACUAUUAAGGGAAUGCACUGAACAAAUGAAGGCACGUACGAGACAGUACGCCAAAAAACAAGUAAAAUGGAUAAAGGGUAUGUUUGCAUCAGAUCUUCAGCAAGAGGAGGAACAUGGAUAUGAAAACGGAGGAAGGCUAUAUGUUCUGGAUGCCACAGACCUGUCACACUGGAACGAGAACGUAUUUGAGAGAGGAGCAUCUAUCACCGAAGAGUUUCUCCAAGAUAAGGUGCCCACAAUGAGCCAGGUCCCCAAGUCUUUACCGUUUGAUAUUAUUCCCAAUAAGGGACAGCAGGAAGCAAAGGACAAGCUGAAAGAAUGGAAGCACAUCACUUGUGAAGUAUGUCAUAACAGUGAUGAUUCACCUUUAGUCAUUGUUGGUGAUAAACAAUUUGAAAUACACCUCAAGAGUAAAAGACAUAGAUCCAACUUAAACAGGGGCAAACGUAAAAGAGAAUACGAAGAAUGGCUUGCAAAGAAAGAUAAGACAACUACAUCACAAUAA
This is a messenger RNA of Williopsis jadinii, 1335 nucleotides long. It is a transcript of the gene MOD5, whose product is annotated as tRNA dimethylallyltransferase. Gene Ontology annotation, cellular component: mitochondrion. Gene Ontology annotation, molecular function: ATP binding; tRNA dimethylallyltransferase activity. NCBI's taxonomy places the organism in Eukaryota, Fungi, Ascomycota, Saccharomycetes, Phaffomycetales, Wickerhamomycetaceae. Gene Ontology annotation, biological process: tRNA modification. The transcript is spliced from 2 exons. The record is from RefSeq and is a predicted model, not a curated record. The coding region runs from base 1 to 1335 and encodes 444 amino acids.